AUGAAGAAGAUCAAGAGUGGGAAUGAGCUAGUGGAAGAAGUAAAGAAGAUUGAGAAGAACAUCAACGUUGGCAGUACUAUUUCUUCACAGCUUGAGCUGAGUAAUUCUGGGAUACCCCUUGAUACAUGUGAGGUUCCAAUACCGUCACAUCCAGCUGAGGAACAUAGCGAGAGUCCAGAGGAAGAGAUAUCUCAGAUUGAAGAAGAUGUAGUCGAAGACAAGGCACAAGAUGAUCCAGAGCUCGAACAACAAAGUGAUCAAGUUGAAGACUCAUCAUCUAUUACUCUUGAAGAAGCAAAAGAAGUUGAUGUGAUUGAAGAUGAAGAACCAGAAACGCAUUUGCCCAUCAUCAUACAGGAGCAUGAUUUAGUAGGUUUAUCCAAUCCUCUUGAUGACAUGCUUCCUUAUGAGAUCUUUGCUGCUACUUUCCAUUGUGUUAUACCAUCAAUUAAGCUAGACUUGAAAAAUUAUUUGCUUGGACAUGAUCAUACAUACAUUGUUGGUGGCAUUGCUCUCAUUCCUGAUGAUGACACUUAUUUUCCUUAUGCUAGUCCUAUGCUUAAUGAAACAUAUUAUUCCCAUGCUAGUCUUGAGCUUAAUGAUAAAUUUCAUCCUCAUGUUAGUGUCGACCUUGCUGAUUUCUACCAUCCUAAACAUGUGCUUUAUAUCUAUGCUUAUGUAAUUGGAUAUUCGAUUGAUGACUUGGAGGGUAUUAUCCCUACCACUUGCAUUGUCUCUUUCGUUGAAUGCUCUUUCAGGUUUUUGCUUGUGCACGAUCCAUUACACGCUGACCAGGUUCGAGGUGACAUUCCUUGGGACCCUGGUGGGCUCAGAGCAUGGGGAUGA
This is a messenger RNA of Triticum turgidum subsp. durum (durum wheat), 846 nucleotides long. NCBI's taxonomy places the organism in Eukaryota, Viridiplantae, Streptophyta, Magnoliopsida, Poales, Poaceae. The record is from the annotation of a GenBank genome assembly.